This is a messenger RNA of Pocillopora verrucosa, 1860 nucleotides long. Its product is annotated as zinc finger MYND domain-containing protein 12. The record is from RefSeq and is a predicted model, not a curated record. Lineage: Eukaryota; Metazoa; Cnidaria; Anthozoa; Scleractinia; Pocilloporidae. Gene Ontology annotation, molecular function: protein binding.
AACAAUAUGGCGGUCGGAGUGAAGUUGACUUUUAGGACUUGAGAGGACUUUAUUCACAAAUUUGUCGGCUGCGAAAGAAAUGAUUACUAUCAAUCCUUUGGCCAACCCAAAGGGUGUCAAACUUUUAUGUGAGUUGUGCCAGAAGCCAGCAUUUGUUCAAUGUACGGACUGCCGAGUAACUUACUAUUGUGGUCCUGAGCAUCAGAAAACUGAUUGGCUUGGAAUUCAUGAAAAGAUAUGUCAGUUGUUAAUUCCAUUGCGAACACCCAUUCCAUUUCUUGGAUCAGAAGAAGAAAGGCAGCACAGGAAACAACAGCAAAUAGUCAGACAGACACAAAUGAUUGAAUUAUGCCGCACAGAGGGUCAAAAGUUGCUCUUUGAAGGUAGAUAUGACAGAGUAGUUCCAGCAGCACUGGAAUCCUUAAAGUUCUCUAUUGAGGUUUAUGGCUUGAGUAGCAUUGAGCUUGUCCCUUCAUACCUUAUACUGGGAGAGGCAAGUAUAGGUCUUGGUCGGUUAUCUCAAGCAGAGGAGUAUUUAGCUCAAGCCCAGUGGACAGUGCUUAAGACUCCUGAAUGUCCAGACAGUAUCAAAUCAAAGCUCUUCAGGAACUUGGGUUUGCUGUAUGCGGCACAGGGAAACUACCCUGAUGCUCUCUCACAACUAGCUGAUGAUAUCUAUCACUCAUCCAGAGUGCAUGGUACAGAUGACAUUAGGACCUCUGGUGGAUAUUUUCACAUGGCCAAUGUGUUUUACAGGCAGAACAAGUUGGAUGUAGCAUUUUCUCUGUACAAUCAAGUGACAGACAUCUGGUUUGAACACCUUGGCAAAUUGGUGGGUCAGAGAACCAAAACGCCUGCAGAACCUUCUGGGAUAGGACCAGCCUUCAACUCUGGUGUACCAACAGAUUUUGAUGUUUUAGACGAGGCUCAAGAAGCAGAGGCUAUCCAGGUGGUAAAUGCCAUAUUGGACCUGCGAGAGCAGCAGACAGUGCAAACUCCUGCAGUCAUGUGUAAAAUAUAUUUCACCACAGCCAUGUUACAGUUUAUUUUGGGAGAUAUGCCAAAAGCAAGAGAUUUUGGGAUCAAAGCUCGAACUGCCUGCGAGAGUGCAGUUUCGUCUGACGAAGGAACCAUGAGUAAUCUCGUUGAAUUUUUGAAAGCUGUCGAGAGAUUUAUGUAGCGAACUUAAGUCAGCGAUAGAAAGCGUUCUUUUAAAGCGAUGCCAGUGAGUAUUUACGAUCAUUCUUCGGAAGAGAAAAGUCUCAAGUACUUUUUUUAAAAAGUUGAAAUAAGAAAUUAUUUUUCUCUAUUUGGAUUUUAGUGUUAUUUUUGUCUUAAAAUGUUCCUAAAAUCCGAUCUUGUGAAAAAGGAAUUACAUCGUGCAGAAUUUUUUAAAAUUUUUGCAAUUCUUUUCAUGAGGACCAUCCACAAGUUCUUGUACUUAUGUGCAGUUCAUCUCCGCCACUUUCAUAAAAUCUAGCUUUAUACCUGUAAGUCAACAAAAUCUUGACCGGUCAAGCAAGGAGUUUUUAAAUAACUUAAUCUUAUACAAAACUUGUGAUGCAACCCACCGAGAACGAGUUAAAGCAGGGAGGACUUUUUAGAGUCUUGGUAUGGCCUUGUAGUUGUAACUGACCUAAUGUAAAUAGAUGUGCAUAUCCGACAAUUUUACGCAUUCGUCAAACACUUUUUUUUAAUUUUGCGCUUAGGUAUCUUGUUGAUAUAAGUUAUUUUCACGAAGAAUUGUCUGCGCAUAAUCCUCUUUUUUGCUGGCUUUUAUUUCGUCAAUAGUAUUUCCCUUUCUAGACGUAAAUACCUAACUGUGAAACGAUUAUUAAAUGUAAAAAAUCGUUGUCACCA